This is a messenger RNA of Daktulosphaira vitifoliae (grape phylloxera), 2702 nucleotides long. RefSeq names its product putative leucine-rich repeat-containing protein DDB_G0290503. Bases 1 to 2550 code for a protein of 849 amino acids. The record is from RefSeq and is a predicted model, not a curated record. NCBI's taxonomy places the organism in Eukaryota, Metazoa, Arthropoda, Insecta, Hemiptera, Phylloxeridae. The transcript is spliced from 5 exons.
AUGAGAGCUGUAUGUAAAGCACUUACAAAACGUUGUUAUUCAAACUAUUUACAUAAUAUACAAAAUAGUCUAGUAUCUAAUCCUAAAUACUUUUGGUCAUUUAUAAAAAAUUGUAAAAAUAUAAAUCGCUUACCAACUACAUUAGAUCUAGAUAAUACACACUCUGAUAACCUAAAUGAUAUAGUUAAUAUGUUUGAUAAAUAUUUUGGAUCAGUUUAUUUAUCUCCUAAUAAAAAUGUAAAUGGUUCUUUAAAUAGUAUAGUCUUAGAUAAUAUCCAUCUAAGUAUUUUUCCAACUAUUUGGAAGACUAGUUACAUAUAUCCGGUAUUUAAAUCUGGUUUAAGAUCAAAUAUACGCAAUUAUCGACCAAUAUCAAGAUUAAGCGUUUUACCAAAAUUAUUUGAAAAAUUAUUAUUAACGAAACUUACAUACUUUUUAAGUCCAAAUUUAAUGNUAGACAUGCCUCGUCGUCAAGUGCAAAUACCAUCAUUAACAGUCAAAGGUGGUCGUGUAGAUGCAAUUUAUACCGAUUUAAAAAAAGCUUUUGAUAGUGUUGACCACUCAAUAUUGAUUAAUAAAUUAAAUGCUUUGGGAGUAGGAAAUCCAAUGCUAAAAUGGUUUUCCUCUUACCUAAAUGAUAGAAAACAAAUAGUUAAAAUAGAAGAAUUAUCGUCCUCUGUUAUUCUUGCAACAUCUGGAGUUCCACAAGGUGGGCAUUUAUCUCCUCUUUUAUUUAUAAUUUUUAUUAAUGAUCUUUGUAACGAGCAAAUCAGACAUAAUUUAUUACAGAUCAAAAAUGAAAUUACCAGUAUUUGUAGUCAUGAAACUGGUUUUCAAAAUCGAUGCAAAUUAGAAAAAUUGAAGGAAAUUACAACACAUUUAAUUUGUUUGUUGGCAGAAGAUAAUAAUUUAAACAGAGAAAUUAGAAACGAAAGGUUUUGUAACACAACUCAAAAUGAUAAAUCACACAAUGGUUGUGGAGAUGUUUCUGAGUUAAUUUGUACUAUUGAAACUGUAUGUGACUCUAAUGAUCCUAGUGGCUUAACAAAAGAGCUAUUAUUAACAGCAAAAGAUACAAUUCAACAUUUGACUUCUAAAAUUAAUUCCCAAUCUGAUCUUAUAUGUCGCUAUGAAAAAGAUCUUUAUGAACUUGUUAUAGAAUUAAAGAAAAGGGCAGAGUAUAUAAUGAGGUUAGAAUGUGAACAAAAAGCAAAGCAAGAUGAUUUAACUAAUUUAGCAGAUGAACUAAAGAAAAUUAUUACAGAAAAGAGUUUUAAAGAUAUGGAUAUAAAAAGAAUAAAAUGUGAAUUAGAGCAAAUGAAAUGCGAAUAUGAGAAUUUAUUAAAAACUUGCGAAAAACGCGAAGAUGAAUUAGUAAAUAUAAAAUACUGUUUAAAUAUGAGAGUAGAAGAAACUAGGUCUUUAACAAAAGAAAUUAAUGAAAAAAAUGAAGCAAUAGAUUUUUAUAUAAAAUCAAAACAACAAAUGGAAUAUGACUAUGAUAAUAUAGAAAAAAUGUUAAGGAAACAAGAGUCUCAGAACACUAAACUAACUACAGAUUUUGAACUGCUGAUGAAACAGUUCAAAAAUAUAGAAAGAAGUAAAAUUUUAUUACAUGAAGAUGAAAUUGACAAACUUAAUAAUAAAAACAAAGAAUUAGAGUGCACAAUCAAAAAUAACUUCGAUAAAUUCGAAAAUAUUUUAAAUAGCUUAAAGUUAGACAUUGAAAAAAAAAAUUUAGAACUCUCUAAAGCAGAAGAAAAUUUAAAUAAAGAACGUUUGUUAAACGAACAAAAUAGCUGUCGUAUAGAAAAAUUAAUUAAUGCAUCAGAAAAUUUGGAAAAAGAAUUAAUGAAUUACAAAAGAGAUUGUGAAAAACUUAAAAAACAAAUUGCAAUAUCAGAACUAGAAUUAUCAGAAUCUCAAAUAAAUGUUGAUGAUUUGAAUAAGCAACUGAGUAAUGCUAAUAAAGAAAAUGAUAAAUGGAAACGACAAAGUAUUUCACUGAACAAUGAUAUGGAAGGUAGACAACAAUUAGAGGAACAAUUAAAAAAAGAUAAUAUUGAGUUGAAGAAUAAACUUGAGUCAAUAGUGAAUGAAAACUGUAAACUGAAAUGUGAAAUAGAAGAAUUGAAUAAUUUACUUUCAUGUGCAAAAAAUAAUGAAACAUGUGUGCGUAAAGAUCUCAUAAAAGCUAAAGAAACUAUAAGUCAACUAAAUGAGAUAAUAAAAAGCACAGAGAUAGAAAUGUGCUGUUAUAGAAAAGAUCUAAACGCUAAAAUAGAGAAGCUUACAUGUACAGAAAAACAAAUUCUAGAAUAUAAAAAACAAAUUUGUAAUGAAACUGCUGUAAAAGACAAGUGUAACGAAGAAUUGUGUGAAAUUAAAAAACAUUUAAAAACAGAAAUGUGUAAUAUAAAAAAUAAAACAAAAAAUCAUGAAAAAAUUGAUCAGUGGCAAAAUUGUGAUAAAAACAAAAAUAAUACAACAGAAAAUAUUUCAUGUGAACAGAAAAAACAAGAUACGAAACUACACGAGAAGAACAGGUGAUAUAAAUUACUAAUAUAAUUACCAGAAUACAUUAUUUUAAGCAUAAAAUAUUACUUUUAAUGCUAUCCGCUCAAUUUUUCUUAGAGUAAUUACUUUUUUGUGAACUUUCUUUGGAUUUUAUUAGUUGCAUAAUAUUUUCUAUUUAUCUGUUG